Molecule: messenger RNA, 330 nt
Organism: Alternaria alternata
Lineage: Eukaryota; Fungi; Ascomycota; Dothideomycetes; Pleosporales; Pleosporaceae
Product: thioredoxin-like protein
Exons: 1
Coding region: 1-330 (109 amino acids)
Source: RefSeq, a predicted model, not a curated record
AUGUCCUCAGACCACCCAGAAAUACCCACCCUCCACUCCAAAGCCGAGUAUCUCCGCGCCGUCAUGUACGAAGGCGUCACGAUCCUCGAAGGCACAGCGACUUGGUGCAAAAACUGCCACAUCAUCGCGCCCGAAGUCGCUAAGAUGGUGACUGAGUACCCAAAUGUCAAGUUCUACACGUAUGAUGUUGAAGAGUGUGAGGAUAUUGCGCAGGAAUUGGGGGUGAGGUCUAUGCCGACGUUUAGUGUGUUCAAGGAUGGGGAUAUUAUGGAGGGGGUUACGGGGGCGAAGCCGAAGGAGAUUAGGAAGGCGAUUGAGGGGUGUUUGUAG